AUGGGGGUCAACAAAUAUUACCGCGGCCUAGCGGAAAAGCGCCUCUACAGAAACCUGACCUUCCAUACGGACUGCUAUUAUCGCAUCAACAGACUUUUUCUCACCAUUGUCGAUCGGCCAGACCUAGCGAAACUCAUUCGAAGCUUCAUGCUGACACACAAACCCAGCUCACAUCCGAUCAGCCCCGUCACCGAUGCUGAUCGCUGGGCCUUUUGGAAUCAAGUCACUGCCGUGAAAGCUCUGCUCGAAAAGAUUGUCAAGGGUCGCGAUCCAGACAUAUUACUACGUUGGCUUAGUCGUAUCUACGCUGGUAAAUGCUUCUUCGACGGUGCGCUAGCUGCUGUCCUAUGUCUUGCGACAAAUCUCAAGGACCUGCAUUUCGAGGUUCCCAGACAUGACCAUCUUCCAAUUACGAAGGAGCUAUUAGGCUACAGUUGGUACCGUCCAAAAGGUAGCUCCGAGGACUUUCCCUUCUGCAACCUAAAGAUUCUUUGCACGAAUGACGAUGGCGCGCAGACAUUACCUGUGCUACCUAAGCUCGAGUAUUUGGUCACGUGCGGCGCUCCACAUUGGUUUGAUGAGAGCAAUACACAACCUGUCAGCUUUCCUUAUCCGAAUAAGUUGGUGGGUACGAACUUGCGAGGUCUAGUGAUCAAGGGCCUUGAUAUAGACCCAGCUGUUCUCGAGGCCAUUCUCUCUUCUCCAACACUAUUCGGAGUCAAGGAGCUCAUGCUCACUGAACUUCGUACUCGGACCGGGGGACCUUGGGGCGGGUAUGAUCUACAGAACAUCAACAAAGCGAUCGAGAUCAAUCUACCCGACCUGGAAAAUCUAGAUUGGUCUCACCAAAAGCUCAACACUCUUGCUCGUUCGUGUUUCGGAAGUUUCAAGGACUCGUCCAAGCUCCGGGCACUGGAGGUCGACGCCCAGUUCUUGUCUACAGAUAACCACCCGUCGUUGCAUCUUACCCAUCCACAAGAGUAUCUACCGGACAGUCUAGUGGCCUUGCACAUUGCCUCUUUGAAAGAAGAUGACGAAAAGAUCGACUUGGCCUUGGAGGCAGCGCGUACUAUUGGCCUCAAAGUCAUUGACCUGUCGCUCAAUCUGGAGCGAUGGGAGAGUGAACAUGUGUUCGACGAUACUGCCGUCUACGAGCUGCCCAAGGCGAGGAGGAAGUAUUUUCGCAAAAAGGUUGCUGAGAUGGCUACUCUGGGCAUCGAGAUGCAUGUCUGGCGACAGAAGGGCAGGUACCCCAAGGAACUGCUAUUUGGUACUAGAUUCCAGAGGAAAUGGCCUAUAUGGGAAGACGUUGAUCCGGCAUUCUGGAUGGAGGUUGUGCGUGUUGGAUGGAUGGUCAAAAAAGGUCAGCGGGAUGCUUCAGAGUUGGACGAUGAACAGUACACAGGUGAACUGAAAGACUACCUAGAUGAGGAUAGUGAAGAGGAGCUCGAUAAUUAG
Molecule: messenger RNA, 1458 nt
Organism: Alternaria hordeiaustralica
Lineage: Eukaryota; Fungi; Ascomycota; Dothideomycetes; Pleosporales; Pleosporaceae
Exons: 2
Coding region: 1-1458 (485 amino acids)
Source: RefSeq, a predicted model, not a curated record